Candida dubliniensis CD36 is the source of this 903-nucleotide messenger RNA. RefSeq names its product putative amidotransferase. The record is from RefSeq and is a predicted model, not a curated record. Gene Ontology annotation, cellular component: nucleus; cytosol. The transcript has a single exon. The coding region runs from base 1 to 903 and encodes 300 amino acids. Lineage: Eukaryota; Fungi; Ascomycota; Pichiomycetes; Serinales; Debaryomycetaceae.
AUGUCCUCAUCGUCACCACCAACAACAACAACAACUACAAAACACAUUGCCAUUUUAGUCUUACAAUCCUACAUUCCAAAUGUCACUGAUAAACAUGGUGAUUUUGGAGAUAAUAUAAUUGAUCUUUUGAAUCGUGCCCAAAUCAACUAUCCUAUGAUUAAAUAUCAACUUUGUACUGAUGACGAAGCACAAUUAUCUCAAGCAUAUCAACAAUUAAACCACAAUCUUUCGGCAAAUCUAAUUACUGGGGUUGUUUUGAGUGGGUCGAAAAGUGACGCCUUUGAUAACUCAAAAUUAUGGAUCAACAAAUUAGAUGAAUUUAUUGUGGAAACAUUAUUUAAAUUAUCAACAAAAUUACCUAUUGUGGGAAUUUGUUUUGGUCAUCAGAUAUUGGCCAAAAAUUUAGGUUGUAAAAUUGGUAGAAAUGAAUUAGGUUGGGAAGCAGGAACCCAUACUAUUGAAUUGAAUCAAGAAAUUUUCAAAAUAGAAAACACUCCAUUUUUACCGGCUUUAUUAUCGCCAAAGGAUAACAGUAAUAACAAUAACGACGACAAUCCUGAAAAUCAAGUAUUAUUAGAUCAUUUGAAUUUAGUUGAGUCUCAUCAAGAUAUAAUCCAUGGAUUGCCAACAAUUACUGGAUUUGAAGACAUGGUGAGUAUUGGAUCAACUGUGAAAUGUAAUAUUCAAGGAAUGAUAACCACCAAAACUUGUCCUAUACGAUUAUUGACUUUCCAAGGUCAUCCAGAAUUUACUACCCCAAUAGAAUUGGAUAUUUUAAAGAACUCUUUUGAACAUGGUGUAUUUAAUGAACAAGAAUAUGAAAAAUUUAAAUACCAAACUAAUAGUUUAAAUAAUCAAGGUGAUUUAAUUGGUAAAGUGAUUGCAAAAUUUUUAUUAACUUAA